Vicugna pacos (alpaca) is the source of this 841-nucleotide messenger RNA. The record is from RefSeq and is a predicted model, not a curated record. NCBI's taxonomy places the organism in Eukaryota, Metazoa, Chordata, Mammalia, Artiodactyla, Camelidae.
AUGAGGUCGAGGGGCAGAGGCAGCUGCGACUGCCGGCUGCCCCGCCUAAUGGGGCCACUUCUCCUUUCCCCUGACCUGGCCUGGGGACGGCCUCUCCCGCCCAAGAUUCGCCUGACACACCACACCAGCAAUGCAGAGUCUCCUGAGAAGAGAUUCAGACUGAACAGCUUUGUGUCAGACUUUGGAAGGCCGCUGGUGCCCAAGGUGUUCUCUGGUAACAAUGACGAAUCUAGGUCCCUCUUUCACUGCUACGUCAAAGAAUUGGACCACUUGGGUAAGGCCAAAGCUGGUAUCACAACCAUUACCCUUGACAGUGAUAUUCGGCUCCAGGAAGCCAUCAGAUGCAGCAGGUGGCCAGAUGAGGAGCCGAACAGGCUAAUGAAAUGUGACAUCCCCAACUUCAUCAACACGGACCAGAACUCUUCCUUUGGGGAAGAUGAUCUCCUGUUUUUGGACCCACCAAUUGUUCUAGAAGAUAAGCCAGUUGCUCAGACCUCACACAAAGACUUGAAUUGAGAAACGUUCUUUGUCAAGUGUCUUUCUGAAGAUGUGAAGUCUGUCUUUGUAUAGCAGGAAUUCCCCUUUCACAAAAUUGUAUGUGUUUGUGUCUGAGAGAGAGAAAUGGAGACAGACAGAAAGACGGAGGCAGAAGAGAGCCCCCUCAGAAGAGAGCUGGUUAAGGAGGAGGAUCAAUGCAUGGUGCAUUUUAUGACAAUCCUGUCCCCAGGAAUGCACGGAAGGUUAUCAGCUGAGUGAGGGGAGGUGCCUCUGUGUCCCUUUGUCCCUGUAUCUCUGUCUGCUCACAGUGCUCUGCCACCGGCUACUGAACAAGAAAAGUGCU